AUGUUAACAGCCAGUGUGCUGCUGGUAUCUUUUGUGGUGUUUCUGCUGGUUCUGCAGUUCCUGAAAUUGCAAUGGAUCCGAAGACGACUUCCUCCUGGCCCAACUCCGUACCCCUUGUUUGGAAAUCUGCUGCAGAUGAACUUCCAAAUUCACCAUGAGAUCCUUAAAAAAAUGGCCAAAACUCACGGUAAUGUCUUCACUUUAUGGUUUUUAAACACGCCCAUGGUUGUCCUGCAAGGGUUUCACGCAGUAAAAGAAGGUCUGACUGUCCAUGCUGAAGAUGUUGCUGGAAGGCCAUUAAUCAAGUCCUUUCACAUUUUGACUCAGGGAAAUGGUGUUAUGUUCUCUAAUGGUCGUCUCUGGAAGCAACAGAGGCGGUUUGGGCUUGCGACACUGAGGAAAAUGGGAGUAGGGAAAAAAGACCAGGAGUAUCGACUGCAAGAGGAGGCCGGUCACCUGGUGGAAUACCUAAAGAAAACAAACGGAAAACCUCUGGACCCCACUAUGCCCGUUGUUCACACUGUCUCAAAUGUGAUUUGUUCUGUGAUUUUUGGACAUCGCUUCUCUAAAGACGACGAAAAUUUUCACCGCUUGAUUGAAUCCAUUGAUACUAUAACAGCAUUUGGGAACAGCAUCUCUUUUUUUAUAUAUGAAAUGGUUCCCUGGCUUGCAAGGCGUCUCCUAGCACCAUGUAGAGAUACUGUAUCCAGCAUAGAUUUUGUGAAUAAUCUAUUGGCAAAGGAACUUGAAAGCCAUAAAGGAAAACGAAAAUCAGAUGAAAAUCAAGAUUUUAUUGAUUACUAUUUGGAUGAGAUAGAUAAAACCAAAGGAGAUGCUGAUGCUACUUAUGAUGAAGAAAACUUGAUCCAGACUAUUUUUGACCUCUUUCUGGCAGGUACAGAAACUACAGCCACUACUUUACGUUGGGCAUUGCUCUAUAUGGUGAUUUAUCCUGAUAUUCAAGCGAAAGUCCAGAAGGAGCUGGAUGCUGUUCUCGGUUGUUCCCAUCCAAUUUGCUACGAAGACAGAAAAAAGUUGCCAUAUACAAAUGCUGUAGUUCAUGAGAUCCAGCGAUACAGUAAUAUAGUCUUAAUUGCACUUCCCAGACAGAGCAUGAAGGACACAGAGCUGCUGGGAUUUCCCGUUCCAAAGAACACCAUAAUCUUAGCAAAUAUUGACUCUGUUCUGACUGAUCCUGGGAAAUGGGAGACUCCUGACCAGUUCAACCCAGGCCACUUUCUGGAUAAAGAUGGAAACUUUGUAAACAGAGAAGCAUUCUUACCAUUUUCAAUAGGGCACCGUGUGUGUAUGGGGGAGCUGUUGGCAAGGAUGGAGCUCUUCAUUGUCUUUGCCACCCUGUUACGAGCAUUCACCUUCACCCUGCCAGAAGGAGUGAAAGAAGUCAGUACAAAGCUUGUUUUUGGGAGCACAAUGAAGCCACCUCCCUAUGAGCUCUGUGCCAUUCCUCGGUAG
Molecule: messenger RNA, 1473 nt
Organism: Calidris pugnax (ruff)
Lineage: Eukaryota; Metazoa; Chordata; Aves; Charadriiformes; Scolopacidae
Product: cytochrome P450 2J6-like
Exons: 9
Coding region: 1-1473 (490 amino acids)
Biological process (GO): xenobiotic metabolic process; arachidonate metabolic process
Cellular component (GO): intracellular membrane-bounded organelle; cytoplasm
Molecular function (GO): heme binding; oxidoreductase activity, acting on paired donors, with incorporation or reduction of molecular oxygen, reduced flavin or flavoprotein as one donor, and incorporation of one atom of oxygen; iron ion binding
Source: RefSeq, a predicted model, not a curated record